CUGCAACCAAAUGCCCAAUACGGUAAUGCUUUGAUCGCUCACCGACCUUUUUGGGCAGUGCAUCACGCCAAUCUCGGACUCAGACUCGGACUCGGGAUUCAAACUCAGCCUCAAGAACAGUUCUUUAACUAUUAAUGAGAAAGCUACUGUAAGGAUCGAUCAUAGGUCUCCUCACCCUCACCAUCAUGGCGAACAAAGCUCACCCGUAUCAUAUGGAGGAAAUGGACGACGACGUUCCCCCUCCUAAGUACACGGCAUCAGCUCAGUCCAGUGAAAACGGAUUUGUCGAUAUGAACGACGUUCAGGCCCCUAAUAUAUCGUACGGCGGGUACAUUGCUGCAGGCAAAGGGCUCAGAUCAUCCGCAUUUAUUACUCCAGAUGGUCGAAUUUCAGUUUCCCUCAAUCUGAAGCAUAAACUGCCCGAGCUCCCAGAGGAUCAUGCUCCGGAUGUCAAGGAGUUUGCUGUUGACCGAGAGUGGACAAAGUUUCCCAAGAUGAACAUUGUAAUCAUGAUUGUCGGAAGCCGCGGUGAUGUUCAGCCCUACGUUGCUCUAGGCAAAAGAUUAAGAAGUGACGGGCACCGGGUACGAAUAGCGUCACACGAAACGUUCAGAACGUUUGUUACAGAGAAUGGUUUAGAAUUCUUCGAUAUUGGAGGAAAUCCGCAAGAUCUGAUGAGCUAUAUGGUGAAGAACCCCGGGCUAGUACCUGGCGUGGACUCUCUGACUAAUGGCGAUAUACCGAAGAAGCGGAAGAUGUUGGCUGAGAUGAUGAACGGAUGCUGGCUUUCAUGUUACUCGCCUUGCCCUCGCACAGGGAGGACGUUUGCUGCUGAUGCUAUCAUAGCGAAUCCUCCAUCUUUUGCUCACAUUCAUUGCGCCCAAGCAUUGGGCAUCCCUCUUCAAUUGACGUUUACCAUGCCUUGGACCGCGACGUCCGCUUUCCAUCAUCCUCUCGUAAAUGUUAAAGACUCGAAUGCAGGAAAGGGUCUAACAAAUUAUCUGACAUACCCCCUCGCCGACAUCCUUACCUGGCAAGGAAUGGGCGAUAUCAUCAAUAAAUUGCGUACACGGACGCUCGGCUUGACACCUCUUUCUUUGAGAUCAGGCUCGGGUGCCCUCGAUACUUGCAAAGUUCCGUGGACGUAUUGUAUGAGCCCAGCUCUCGUACCGAAACCUAGUGACUGGAAGAACCACGUCGAUGUUGUAGGGUUUUACUUUUUAGACUUGGCUACGAAUUAUACACCGCCAGCCGACUUGGCCGCAUUCUUGGCUGCCGGCGAUGCGCCAAUAUACAUAGGAUUCGGCUCAGUCGUGGUGGAUGAUCCCGCUACGAUGACACGUACCAUAUUUGAAGCCACAAAACAAGCUGGUGUUCGAGCCCUUGUAUCUGCUGGAUGGGGAGGUCUCGGAGGCGUCGCCAUUCCGUCGCAUAUUUUCAUUCUCGGGAAUAUACCGCAUGACUGGCUUUUCGCUAAAGGGCGGGUUGCAGCAGUUGUUCAUCAUGGCGGUGCUGGAACCACUGCAGCUGGUCUAUCUAAGGGCCUUCCGACUGUCGUUGUUCCAUUCUUUGGCGAUCAAGGAUUCUGGGGGAAUAUGAUUCAUAGAGCUGGGGCUGGACCUGCACCGAUUCCUCCAAAGAGUCUCACGGUAGACAGCCUAAAAGAUGCAAUCGUCUUUGCUAUCAGCCCUGCUGCAAAGAGUGCUGCCCUAAAGAUGGCAGAACAGAUCCAGCAUGACGACGGCGUCAAACGUGGUGCAGAGAGCUUCUAUCGCUAUCUUCCUUUGAAGAACAUGAGAUGUGACCUGGAUCCUUCACGGAUAGCGGUCUGGUGGUCUCCGAAACACCGUCUGAAGCUUAGCGCCUUUGCCGCACAGGUCUUAGCAGAUGCACGAGAGCUUAAUAUGGGAAGCUUGGACGCACAUCGGUCCAAGGAAUACACCUUGGAUAAGAGUGUGUCCGAUCCCUUGACCGGAAGCUCAACUGCGGUCUUUUGGACCGUCACUCAUUUUUCUGCUGGACUUGCAAAGAUAUUUUAUUCCCCCGUCUCUGGCAUCGUGCAGACGACAACGGCCAUUCCGCAAGGAAUGAUGAAGAUUUUGACGAACGUACACGAUGGUCUCCACAACAUGCCAAAGUUAUAUGGUUCCAAAGUUAGAAAACCCGGGAAGGUGACAAAUUUCAAGAGCGGUCUUAAGGAAGCCGGAAAGGAAUUUGCAUACGGCUGCUACGACGGAAUUACUAGACUUGUGACUGAGCCCAUCAAGGGUGCCCUGGAAGAUGGCGUCAUUGGCGCAAUGAAAGGAUCUGCUCGGAGCUUCGCGAACAUAGUCACAAAGACUGGGGCAGGAGGUUUAGGCCUCGUGACCCAUCCUAUAAAUGGAGCUUUGAAAGGUAUUCGAUCUGAUUUUAGUAAAGAACCUGAGGAGCGUCAAAGGACUACACGCAUGGAAGACGGGGUUAAGGAAGUGAGACAAAGCACGUCAGUGGAGCGGAAUCUGAUAUUAAGGAGGUUCCGCGAGGCCAAAGCGACCGCAUCGGAACGAAAAAAUACCAUACUGAAGGCGGUCCGCAACAUGUUACACGGAGAUUUCGAGGAGGAUAUGGUUGUCGAGGCUGGCCCGAGCGUGCAGAGAACGGGCCGACACGACUCAGACUGGCACAAAGCUGCUGUUCGUGGAGGUGCUCGGGAUGAAAAAUGGUUACCAUCUGAGCAGCCGAGCCAUACUGGAUCGGGUUGGUCGCGGGCAGAGGAGGACGAUGCAGAUUUUCUUAGAGACAUGGAAAUAGCCAAGCAGCUUUCUCUGGAGCAGCAGAGAGACUACGAGCGCAAGUAUGGAGAUCAUAUAUAAACAUAG
Molecule: messenger RNA, 2858 nt
Organism: Desarmillaria tabescens
Lineage: Eukaryota; Fungi; Basidiomycota; Agaricomycetes; Agaricales; Physalacriaceae
Product: glycosyltransferase family 1 protein
Exons: 18
Coding region: 186-2852 (888 amino acids)
Biological process (GO): carbohydrate metabolic process
Molecular function (GO): UDP-glycosyltransferase activity; hexosyltransferase activity
Source: RefSeq, a predicted model, not a curated record